Messenger RNA from Clupea harengus (Atlantic herring), 2006 nucleotides. It is a transcript of the gene rnf32, whose product is annotated as ring finger protein 32. Gene Ontology annotation, molecular function: metal ion binding; protein binding. Lineage: Eukaryota; Metazoa; Chordata; Actinopteri; Clupeiformes; Clupeidae. The record is from RefSeq and is a predicted model, not a curated record.
GGGAGUGGUCAGUGGAGACUUUCUCAGGAACUCCGUCUCUAAGCAACCAUCCAAACAACGGAACUUCCUCUGGUGACAAUGCGGAAGUGUAACAACUCUAAGUCAGAAAAAGGAAAAAUGGCCAUCACGGCUGUCGCUCUGCAAGACCACAUAUCAAGAUCCAUGCUGCAAAGUCUGUCGCUGAGCGACCCAGUGAGAGACAGCCUGAGAGCAAAAGGCCCGGGCCAGAAACCCCGUCAGAGAAACAGGCACGCGAACGGCAAGCCACAGCACUCACAGUCACAGAGGUCACUGGAGGAGAGGGAGUACGUGUUGGAUCCAGCACCUCCACCGCUCACCCUGGCCCAGAAGCUGGGUCUGGUGGAGGCUCCUCAGAGGAGGCUCUCAGAGGCCGAGUGGGAACAGGUGAAGACCCGCUCGGUUCAGGAGGGAGACUCCACACAGCCCUGUGUCAUCUGCAGGGAAGAGUUCCGCCUUCAGCCUCAGGUGCUGCUGUCCUGCUCACAUGUAUUUCACAGAACCUGUCUUAAAGCUUUCGAGCGCUACUCAGGCAAGAAAUGCUGCCCCAUGUGCAGGAUGAAUCAGUACGAGACGCGGGUCAUCCAUGAGGGAGCUCAGAUCUACAGGGAGAAGUGUAUCAUCAGGAUACAGGCAUGGUGGAGAGGUUGUGUUGCUCGGAGGUGGUACCGAAAUGUGAGAAGAUCUGUCCCACCUAAAGACAAGCGGCUGAGACAGCAGUUCUUCGAGACCAAGCUCCAGGAGAUGAGUGACAGCCUGGUGCAGGCCUGCCGCACGGACACCGAGGCCUUCCUGAGCGACAUUGAGCACUCGGUGGCACAGAGCCGGCUCGUCUUCAGACAGCUGGAGCCCGAGCACACACUCCUGACACACACUCCUGACGCACAGGCCGAGGACUGGGUGCAGAUAGAGGAGCAGGCUGUCCAGAGAGAGAUGCAGGACUGUCCUAUCUGCCUGACCCCUCUGUCUACCCCCUGCUCUGGGUCUGAGGGGCACGGGCAUGGCCACGGGAGGGGCAGGGAACCUCGGCACGUCCUGCUCCUGUCCUGCUCCCACCUCUUCCACCAGGUCUGCCUUGAGGCCUUUGAGCUCUUCUGCCCCGAGACGCGCCCCACCUGCCCCCUAUGCAGGGCCAUGUACAGCAAGAGGGUCCUGUGAGCUGCCAGCCACACCAGCCUGGGUUCCCCGCAUACAGCUGCAUGUCUUAGCUUUCAAUUUCAUUUAGGUUGGUUACAUAUUUACCAGCAGCUUGCUGCAUUGCAUUCCUACGCUCACCGGAUAAAGAGAACUAUGCUCUUUGUACACUGUGUCGGUAUGCUGAAAUGUGACAUGACUAACAGGUAUGUUGCUGGAAAUAAGGUCCAGUCCUUUUGAAGUACACAUGAGCAUGGAUUUAAACUCACUGGGCAUAUAUCUCAGACUUAUUUACCGUGUGACUAUUUUAUGGAGUGGAACUAGAGGCCUUUCCUCAGGCUUGUGAGAGAGGCUGAGUGAGGGAGGCUGGGCUGGGCAGGGCUACUGACAGGCCCUCAGCAGGCAGCGCAGACAGCAGGUGGGGUUGUGGUUGGGGCUAAUUGCUUGAUCCUCCGCCUGCCGGGCUGAUUACCUCUGCUUGGCAGGGAACGCAGACAGGGACUUUCUCCACCAUCACACCUUCAGCCUUUGAUGAUGAGCUGAAUGAUAUGAUGAGGGGGGGGGCUUUGUUUUUCAUGCCACUAUGAAGCAUUUCCCACUAAGCAUUAUUAUGGCAACGAGGAUGUUUUGUUGUUUUCUCUAACUGUUGUUUUCAGGCCAACAAGCUUUACACUCAUCGCACACUAGCAAACACAGAAAAAUGGAAACCAAGGUUUUCCUCAAAUUGAAAAACUUUAAUGUAAAGUGGUCAAAUUGUAAAUGUGGAUGUCAUCAUAUUACACUUACAACAAAGACAAAACACAUUGAGAAAUGGACAUAUUAGAAAAAAAAGUACAUUCACAUAUGUCGCAAAA